AUGGUUCCCCGCAGCGACCCCAUCACAGCGGACGGUCGACAAGCAAGUAAGCCUUUCGCUUUAACGAGACUAUUAGAGCUGUGCGUUGUAAGUCCAUCGUUCUCGCCUGUCCCAGAAGCCAUUAACAGGGUGAAGCGACGGUGCAUGUACGACUCACAGCCCAUUAAUCAGUCACGUCCCUCCAUACAAGCGGUUAAGGUACUACGAGUAUUCCUGCCUCCAACACACAAACUUAUUGCUGCUGAAAACCGGCCCUUCACCUUCCCUUCACCCGAACCCACACUUCACCCUUCACCCGAUCCAGGCCUUCACCUUCCCUUCACCCGAACCAAGUCCACCUUCCCUUCACCCGAAACCCAGGCCCUUCACCUUCCCUUCACCCGAACCCAAACCUUCCCUUCACCGAACCCAAAGUCCACCUUCCCUUCACCCGAACCAGGCCCUUCACCCAAACCCAGGCCCUUCACCUUCCCUUCACCCGAACCCAGGCCCUUCACCUUCGCCCUCAUCUUCAAAAGCGUUUCUUAA
Molecule: messenger RNA, 528 nt
Organism: Penaeus vannamei (Pacific white shrimp)
Lineage: Eukaryota; Metazoa; Arthropoda; Malacostraca; Decapoda; Penaeidae
Source: RefSeq, a predicted model, not a curated record